AUGUCCUCUGAAGAUGUCCGCAUCGAAAGUUUGUCUCCAGAUGAGGAUGACAGCAGCGGACGGUGAGCAGUGUAGAAUUGAAAUGAGAAACAGACGAUUGCAGUGACUCGAUAUACUUUUCGACGAUUCGAAGCCGUCACGCCGACCAUUUCUUCGCCGACAUGCACAAUCACAAUACGCAGAAGGAAAAGAAGGGAGUGAUCCGUUACUCGGCCUACGAAGUCGUAAAACCCCUCCGCACUUCCACUUAUCCCAAUCUCCUUCUCAACAAACUUUCGUUCUCAAGAGAUCUGCGUUCUUCCUCGGACAAAGUACUUCUGCGACUUCCAGUUCUCAAGCAGGAGUUUCAUAACAUUUCAUUCGAAUUGAACAGUUCCGACGUGUUGGCGGUCAUGUACACGAAGGAGUCGGAGAUGCUCAGUUUCCUGAGAGUCAUGUGCGGAGUCAAGGAUGUCAGAGGGAAACUUUCCGGGGAUAUUCUGGUUAAUGGGCACCGGAUGAGCAGGGAUAGACUGGAAAAACUGUAGCGUUCGUUUCCUACGAGAGUCCCGUUUCGAACCUCACCAUCCGACAAUAUCUUCAAGUUCACUCAAGUUUCAAUCCUCCGAUGACAGAAAGAUACGGAGGAGUUACUCAUUUGGUAGAGAAUCCUAUUUCCCUGCCAUUCCACAGUCCCAUUUCAGAUAAACAAACUGAUGUCCGAUCUCGGCCUGGUCCCCGUCUGUAACAUAAUCUGCAGCCGUCUCAAUCGUUCCCAGUGGCAGAGGGUCAAAGUGGCGGCUCAGUUGAUCCGUGACCCGAGCGUUCUUGUCUGUUCGGAUAUUUUGAAAGAUGUCGACGUGCACGACCAGUGUUUUCUGAUCGAUUAUCUCAGGGAAUGGGCCAUCAAGACAAAUCGGAUAAUAGUAAUGGCAGUGUGUCCGACCAGUUUGCAAGUGCUCAAAUGUUUCGAAGAGUUAGUUUCUUUCUGAAAAUAUGCCUGAAAAUACUUUUCCAGCAUUGAUACUCGCUUCCGGACGAGUGUUGUACUUCGGUGCUCCCAAUUCAAUGCAACAGUACUUCGAGUCAGUCGGAUGUCCGUGCCCUCCUUACAAGAAUCUCUGCGACUAUUACGGUACUGUUCAUGUUCCAAGCAAACAAUAAUUUCAACCGUUUUUCCAGUGGACCUGGUUACUCAUGACAACUUGACCUCCGACGCUUCUCGAGAGUCGUCAGUGCGAAUUGCGAGGCUUGUGAACAAGUGGAAUCAGUCGGCGCCCCCCAUCAGAAGAACUUCCAGCGGAAAGUUUCUGCUUGACCUUCCGUCUGCCGGGAUUCUGAUGAGAACCUUCACUCUUCUGGGGUAACCGAAUCCGAUUCCCAUUCUGAAUGACGUCGAUUUCUGUUUCAGUCUGUUCUGGUUCGAUUUCAGCAACAACCGAGUCUCCCGAAUCCUGCUCCUUCUCCUCGUUUUCUCCUUUUCCACGUGUCUCUCUUUCUAUCUCUCCGACCUUCCCCCCACACUUCCAGAAGCAUUUCUAGAUCGAAACACUUUUCUGGAUCUAGUCGUAUUCUACUUUCCACUCAUGAUCGGAUUCAUUAACUUGAAGAAAAGUGAGAUAACAUCCUCAUUGAAAAACCGAAGAACUUCUUCAGGCCGUCAUCGUCUCAGAGAGUUUCUGAAAUUGUCCGUGUUCCGAGCUCACUGCUCUUCCCUCCUUUUCGCUAUUAUUUCUCUGCUCGCGGAGUUACCGGGACUCUUCCUGCUCGCCACUGUGUUUACGAUUCCGAUCACGAUCUUCACAGGUAUGGUUUCAAGAACUCUCCGAAUCUCCCAAUAUCCCUCAUUUUCAGACUUCCAUCGCAAGUCGCUCGCCUAUCCGACUUCGUUCGUUUCGCUCUCUUCCUCCGUGUUUCUCGCCCUCUCAACCGUCCAAUUGCUCGUCAACUCCCUUUUUAAUCUUACCAGUGAGCCGCUCGCUUUCUUCUUUUUCGGUCAGUUCCCAUCUUUUCCUCUCCCUUAUUCACUUAUCAUUUCAGUUGUUUCUUGGAUUUCUCUGUACCUCUGCACCGGUUUCCCUCUGCCGGUUCCCUCUCUGCUCAAGUAUUCGACGCCACUCCAGUUCCCCGCCUUCUCACUUUUCAGAUUUUUAUACGAAGGUAUUAAUUCUCGAUUCUCCACUUUUCAAUUGUCUAUAUAUUUGCAGAGAAUCCGUCUCCUUACCCGCCAAUCAUUGCCAAUUUGUCCGCUCCGAUUCAGUUGUACUCUUGUGGUCGGACGUUCCUAAAUGUCUGUUAUCAGCGAUCCGCCAGACUAUUCAUCUUAAAGUAUUUCAGACUUCUCAAGUGACGAAAGGACCUUGCCAGAAGGUAUCUUCCAUGGAAUUGCUCUCGUAUUACGGAUUCAUCGAAGAUAGAGAAAGAACGACGUUCAAAGGGUUCAUCAGCUCAAACCUGAUUAUUGGAUACAUUUCGUUUUCUAGUUUUUUGUUUUUCGUAUCUUUUGUGUUGUUGUAUCUAAAUAGGUCCAAAUUGGUUAAAAAGUACGCGAGAUAAUAAAGAUUGAAUUGUUCUUCUCCGACGGGCGACGCAACAAGAGGUUUUGAGGUGUGGCGAAAAAGAGUACGGUACGCUAUGUACGCAAACACCGCCACGUAAUUCUGCACAGAAAAAUUUUCUUUUUAGUUUACAAUUUUCUUCGUUCCCAAUGAACGCUGUUAAUGGUUUCUAUAAUGAUUCAAACUUACGAAUUUGUUAUUUUCCGUUUAAAAGUAUAAUUUUCAGCAAGAUCGAACACAAUGGCCCGCUCACGCAGAGAUAAGAACGGUAAAAUUCCGAUUUUGUCUGAAUAAUAACUGGAAUGUCGCAUUUUCAGUUUCGCUCACGAAAGUUAAGAAGAAGACCAAGGACACCAAGGAAAGCUUGAUCAACGAGGUAUAUAUUUUCAAUUAGUAAUCGACGCUUACUAAUGCGCUUCAGGUUCGAGCCAGUGUCGACCAAUACAAGAACUUGUUCAUCUUCACAAUUGCCAAUAUGCGAAGCACGCGAUUCAUUGCUGUAAGAAAAGAGUUUCACUUUCUCCAGUCAUUGUUACUGAGUUCAGAUCAGACAAAAGUACAAGGAGAGCUCCAGAUUCUUCUUCGGAAAGAACAACGUCAUCUCAAUCGCUCUUGGAAAGACUAAGGCUGAUGAGUACGCCAACAACUUGCACAAGGCGAGCGCCAUCCUGAAAGGUCAAUGCGGUCUGAUGUUCACAAACUUGACGAAGAAGCAGGUCGAAAGGUAGUUGAUAUAGUCGCGUUCUCAUUUUUAUCAUUCCAUUGCAGUGAAUUUGCGGAGGCUUCCGAAGAAGACUACGCGCGUGUUGGAGACGUCGCCACGGAGACGGUCGUUCUUCCGGAAGGACCCAUCGCACAGUUCGCUUUCUCGAUGGAGCCGCAACUGCGAAAACUUGGUCUCCCAACGAAAUUGGACAAGGGAGUCAUCACUCUGUAUCAGCAGUUCGAAGUGUGCAAGGAGGGAGAGCCAUUGACUGUCGAGCAGGCUAAGAUCCUGAAGCACUUUGAAAUCAAAAUGUCUCAGUUCCGUCUCAUCUUCAAGGGACACUGGAACAAGAAGGACGGCUUCAAAGAGCUCGACGCCUAA
Messenger RNA from Caenorhabditis sp. 36 PRJEB53466, 3624 nucleotides. NCBI's taxonomy places the organism in Eukaryota, Metazoa, Nematoda, Chromadorea, Rhabditida, Rhabditidae. The record is from the annotation of a GenBank genome assembly.